AUGAAUUUACAGUUUACAGAUUCUUCAUUUCGGUCAUUUAUUGAGAAUGAUGUAGUGACUCGUUUUAAGGAGUAUGUUACAUGGGAUACCCAGAGUAGUUCAAAAUCAACACAAACACCUUCAACACCCGGACAAAUUUUAUUUUUAAAACACCUUCAAUCCGAAUUGGAUUGUUUAAAAAUACGAAAUUUUUUAGAUGAAAAGACGGGUCAUUUGUACGCUUAUUUAUCUUCCAACCCUUCACAGUUUUCUUUUUAUGGUCAUGUUGAUACGUCCGAAGAAGUUUCAGGUCACAACGUUGUCCCUCUUGAAUAUGUUGUAACAGGACAUGACAUCCACCUUCCAUUUGACAAUACCGUAAUACCAUCCUCUCAACUCCAGAAAUACAAAGACCAAAAAAUAAUCACAUCAAGCGGAAACACUUUAUUGGGUGCUGAUGACAAAUGCGCAGUUGCCGAGCUAAUGACGUUUUGCACAAUAGUAAAAGACGAAGACUUGCCAAUUACCGUUGUUUUCACUCCUGAUGAGGAGAUCAUGAAAAGCAUAUCAAACAUUUCAGUGGAAAGAGUUGAAGCAAAGCGCGGAAUAUCAUUGGACGGAAAUGAGCUUGGAAGUUAUUCAUCAGAAAAUUUUAACGCAAUAAGCGCCAGAAUUACAAUCGAGUGCCGGAAUGCGUCGUGCGCCUUAUUUGAUUUUUUUGGAGCAAUGCCACACAAACACCCGUCCAACACAAAAGAUAGAAGCGGUUUUGUCUUGUGCACUGGGUUUUCAGGGAAAGGAAAUGAAGCGAGUGCAAAGUUUAUCAUCCGAUCAUUUGAAGAAGACGAACUGAAUAACUUUGUGGUACAAAUGGAAAACCUUUGCGACACAAUCAAAACGAAAUAUACAGGGAAAAUUGUGUUUGAAAAGGUGAGAACUUAUUCUAAUGUCCGUAACUUCUUGAAAAACGACGAAAUUGAGAAGAUGUUGUGUGGGGCUAUGGAAGAAGUUGGUGUUAAACCAAUUAAAAUUCCAUUCAGAGGAGGGUUUGAUGCUUGUGUGUUGGCUGAAAAGGGUAUUGAUGCGAUCAACAUGUUUUCUGGUGGAAUCAAUUUCCAUUCAAAAAGAGAGUUCGCUGUAGUUGAGUCGAUGGUAAAAGCUGUGGAGAUUGUAGUUAAUAUAGCCAGAAAAUUUAGCACCAAGCAAGUGAAUUGA
Molecule: messenger RNA, 1194 nt
Organism: Entamoeba invadens IP1
Lineage: Eukaryota; Evosea; Mastigamoebida; Endamoebidae
Product: peptidase t, putative
Exons: 1
Coding region: 1-1194 (397 amino acids)
Molecular function (GO): hydrolase activity
Source: RefSeq, a predicted model, not a curated record